Molecule: messenger RNA, 3149 nt
Organism: Spodoptera litura
Lineage: Eukaryota; Metazoa; Arthropoda; Insecta; Lepidoptera; Noctuidae
Product: E3 ubiquitin-protein ligase SIAH1A
Biological process (GO): multicellular organism development; proteasome-mediated ubiquitin-dependent protein catabolic process
Cellular component (GO): cytoplasm
Molecular function (GO): ubiquitin protein ligase activity; zinc ion binding; ubiquitin conjugating enzyme binding
Source: RefSeq, a predicted model, not a curated record
GGUGCUGUCUGUCAUGUCAUUCGUGAGUUUUGUUCGAUUGGCCGUCAUUGGGUUUUACGACGAAUUUUGUCCUUUUGUGAUGAACUAGAACAUUCGCAAUAAAUUGAUUUUUUAUUUUCACAAACUCAACACCGCAAACAUGUAUUAAAUUGUGAAAAUUCUAAAGUAAAUGUGAUUGGAUCAAUCGCCCUGAAUAGCAGUUGAAGAUAUCCCACUGUAAUCACGUCGUAUGCACUAAAUAACAUUGGCCUCAAGAACUGUGAUGGAAACUAACUUCACCGCGACCUCUAGGCGGAAAGAAUCAGCUGAGGAAGGCUACAAAUGAUAUAUACAGACACGAAACUUUUGUGAAUCACUACGAAGAGGUAAGCUGAUCGUCGACAGACGGGUUUUAUGUGCGCGUGACGGUGACAUGAGCACAACCAACAAGCGGCGCGGAGCUAGCAGUUCCAGUUGUUCUGUCCCUGGGGUGCCUGCACUGGUGAACGCGCCAACCGCCAUGUCUGCCGACCUUGCGUCGCUAUUCGAGUGUCCUGUGUGUUUCGACUAUGUGUUGCCGCCGAUCCUGCAGUGCCAGAGUGGGCACCUGGUGUGCUCCAGCUGCCGUCCCAAGUUGUCCUGCUGCCCGACUUGCCGCGGCCCCCUCGGCAACAUACGUAACCUUGCUAUGGAGAAAGUGGCCAGCAAUGUUAUGUUUCCAUGUAAACACUCCAACACCGGCUGUACUGUCACCCUGGUGCACACUGAGAAGGCGGAGCAUGAAGAAGCCUGUGAGUUCAGGCCAUAUUCAUGCCCCUGUCCUGGUGCAUCAUGCAAGUGGCAAGGAGGCCUAGACCAAGUUAUGCCACACCUUAUGAUGUCUCACAAAAGUAUUACUACACUUCAGGGAGAAGACAUUGUGUUCCUGGCCACUGACAUCAACCUCCCUGGAGCAGUAGACUGGGUAAUGAUGCAGUCAUGUUUCAAUCAUCAUUUUAUGUUAGUCCUUGAAAAACAAGAGAAGUUUGAUGGACAUCAACAAUUCUUUGCCAUUGUGCAACUCAUAGGAUCUCGGAAGGAAGCAGAAAACUUUGCUUACAGAUUAGAGCUCAAUGGGCAUCGUAGACGACUCACUUGGGAAGCCAUGCCGCGCUCCAUCCAUGAAGGAGUGUCAUCUGCUAUUAUGAAUUCGGAUUGUCUGGUAUUUGACACAUCUCUUGCACAAUUGUUUGCGGAUAGUGGAAACCUCGGAAUAAAUGUCACAAUAUCCAUUGCCUAAUCAUUACCACACUUAUUAUUUAUAGCACAGUAACCUGAGUGACUUUCAUUGGCUGUUAACAAUAAUGUAAUUAUGUUUCCAAGUCAAUGGAAUUUAAACUUUUAACCACAAAAUAUAAUAGUUAUUAAAUAUAAUUAUACUAAAGAACAUAUACAUAUGCAAUUGAAAUAAAACCAUAUUUUUGUUACAGUUUGUGGUGUUUGAGAUGUAAUUUUGACUUGACAUGUUUUGUAUUGAAUUUAUGAAAUAAUCAACAUCAAAGUAAGCCAAAAAUAAUGUUUUUUUAUUCUCAUUACUUUGUAAAUGUGUGUUCAACUUUAGAGUUAAGUAGUGGAAAGUUUAAAUUCUCAGAGUGAAUGAUAAAAUAUUCACUUUAGAAUUGCCUUGUCGAGAUAGUUUGUAUAAGAAUUGUGACCUCUCACAUGAGAAAAGUGAUUAUUUUAUUCCAAACAUUGAACAAAUUUGUACUAACAUUAAUUAAUAAUCAUUUGUAUAUAUUAUGAGCAUAGACAUUUAUGUUGCGAAUGAGUGAUACUGCUUUGUGGAAAGGCUUCACCAGAUAUAAAGGUCACAACAAGUUGACUUACACCCAAGGCACUUAUCAGAUUUCCAGUGUUAUCAUUCAUUCUGGCAGAUAACAAAGAUAUUCACAUGAAGUUGUUAACUAGGUCUGCAGUAUGUUGUUGCGUUUGCGCAAGCUAUAUUACACAGUGCUAGUGCUAACUAGCUUUUUGAAGCCAACUUAGCAAAUAUGUACAAAUAUAUUACAACAAUAUGUCUAGUGAACUGUUAAUAUGACCUUUAGAAUGUGCACAGUAGUGUGGUACAUUAUGCAUAUUAAAUUAAAACAUUGUACAAGUCUGAGAUGUCAAAUAACAAGCAAUGUGUUUGAAACAUUAAAAAUGUUCAAUUAUUUUUCUGCCGGUACCUGACUGCCAAUCUUAUGAAGUAUAUUUAUACAAUAUAUUUAGUGCACUUGGGGUUGCAAUGUUUCAUUAUCUGUCGAGACAAUCAUCACACCAUUUGAUUUUAUUCUAAGUUGUGUUUAGGAUUGUAUUUUAGUAAACUUAUACCAGUACUUACAGUGGUGAGCAAAGGAAUAGCAUUCGUGGCGCGUAUUUUUAUUCAAAGUAUCUGUUUGAAUAGAUCCUGGAAUAAGUCAAAUCGCAAUUUUCUUAAGUAGUUCACCACAUUGUCACUGUACAACUAAAAAGGACAAUGCAGACAUUUUGGACAUUACUAAUGUUCAAAAGUAAUGUAACUAAUAUUGAUAUAUUUCUAUUUUUACCUUAAUGUUACGUACAUACAAAUACGUUCGAAUCCCAACAUUAUAAUUUAUAUGCCAGAGUGUGUCGACAGCAAGUAUGAAGGAGUAAGAACUUAUUCAAGGGUCUAAUUUAAGAUAUACAAUUUUAUUUUAACCUAACAAAGGCCAUGUUUGUAUUUGUAAAAGGUUGUCAUUCAGGAUGUUUUACCGAAUAUGGAGUACAUUCCAAAACUAUGCUAUGGAAUAAUCUUGCCACUUGCUAGGUGUCACCCAGCUACUUGUGCAAUUUCAUUGCUCUCCAAUGUAUGUAGAGUUGUCUUAAGUUUGUUUUCUGAGAACAAUAGCUCAAGAUUACCAGAAAUGUAUUGUUUUCUACAUCGUGACUGUUAUAAUUAAUGAAUAUUUUAGGUAUCUUGUAAUUCGUUAGUGUUAGCUUCAUUUAUUUAUACCAACCGUUACUUAAUUGUGUAGUUUUAAUUGCCUCAUCUUGUAUCACUUCGCGAGUGUUACGGUGAGCAUAAAACCGUAACGUUUUUAUUAUUUAAAUUCAAUCUCUUCUAUAUCUAAGAAUAAGCUGAUUAAAGUUUUAUGAAAAAUUCUAGUUGAAAUAAAUUUUGUAAUGUA